Anopheles cruzii is the source of this 1282-nucleotide messenger RNA. Its product is annotated as N-acetylneuraminate lyase A-like. Gene Ontology annotation, molecular function: N-acetylneuraminate lyase activity; 4-hydroxy-tetrahydrodipicolinate synthase activity. Lineage: Eukaryota; Metazoa; Arthropoda; Insecta; Diptera; Culicidae. The record is from RefSeq and is a predicted model, not a curated record. Gene Ontology annotation, biological process: N-acetylneuraminate catabolic process. The coding region runs from base 241 to 1221 and encodes 326 amino acids. The transcript is spliced from 4 exons.
GAAAAGAAAACACCCUUGGCGUUGAUUUUUCUACCCAAAAAUGUGUAACCGGAGGUAGGCCGGAAAAAGGGUCGCUCUCAUCAUCAUGAUGGACGGAAUUACGACAGUUGAGACAUCGACGAGCCCGAACGGAAAGUCACCGCUGUCAAAGUUUCAACCAGCGCACGCUUCUGUUUCCGCGCCGCCGGCAACCUUCAACGUCCGUCUUUCGUUGGCGCUUCCAAGAAGAAGGAACAGCAGAUGCGCUGGCGUGAGCAUUAUUUCGCUUCCGCAACUACACACAGCAUUGGCGUAGGUUCGACAGAGCCCCCCGGACAGAAAGCGGGAACUGGGCGAUACCAAUACAGUGACCGAACCUACGUUACGAUGAAGCAGUUCAACUUUAAAGGUUUGAUGGCUCCCGUUUUCACACCUUACUUAAAUGGAUGUGAAGAGAUAAACUUCGACGCCAUUGAACCGUACGUUCAGAUGCUAAAGGCAAAGAACGUAGGCGGAAUCCUUGUCAACGGUACAUCCGGCGAGGGAAUGCUGCUGAGCGUUGGGGAACGAAUUGCUGUAACGGAGGCUUGGCAACGAUCGUGCCGAAAGCAUGGCAUAUCGAUGAUGGUGCAAAUCGGAGGAGCACCCUUUCCGGAUGUAGUGCAACUGGCCACACACGCUGCAAAGAUGGACGCCGAUGCGGUUCUUUGUCUACCGGAACUGUACUUCAAGCCCAAGACAAGCGUCUCAUUAGUAGCGUAUCUGGGGGCUGUGGCAAAGCAUUGUCCAACCAUCCCAUUUUUCUACUACCACAUUCCGAUGUUCACCGAUGUAAACGUUCACAUGCCAACGUUCCUUGAUUUGGCCGAAAAAGAGAUUGCAAAUUUUCGUGGCAUUAAGUAUACGAGCGGAGAUCUCGACCAAGGCAGCGCCUGCUUGAAGGAGGGUCGUCAAAUAUUUCUAGGAGCCGAUACGAUCUUGUGCGGGGCUGUGGCUGCGGGUUUCGAUUGUUUCAUUAUGACCACCAUCAAUAUCUGUCCGGAAAUGGCCUUUAAAAUUAUAGCUGACACAAAUCGCGGGGCCUUAGAUGAGGCUCGGAAAGAACAGCGCGCUCUUAACGAGCGCAUUUCAUCCAUCCUGCAGCAAGGCGAUUGGGUUACGGCCAUGAAGAAAGCUUUUGCGGAAAGUUUUCCUUUGAUUGCGAUGGGUAAGACGCGUCCUCCGCUUAGCUACGCAAAGUGAGUGAGGAGUGUAAUGGAUCAGAAUGCUUCUUUAUUGAAACAGAAAGCUAACUUUAUCAGUG